This is a messenger RNA of Thamnophis elegans (Western terrestrial garter snake), 3007 nucleotides long. It is a transcript of the gene SS18, whose product is annotated as SS18 subunit of BAF chromatin remodeling complex. Lineage: Eukaryota; Metazoa; Chordata; Lepidosauria; Squamata; Natricidae. The transcript is spliced from 12 exons. Gene Ontology annotation, biological process: positive regulation of transcription by RNA polymerase II. The coding region runs from base 159 to 1490 and encodes 443 amino acids. The record is from RefSeq and is a predicted model, not a curated record. Gene Ontology annotation, molecular function: transcription coactivator activity. Gene Ontology annotation, cellular component: nucleus.
GCUUUUUAAGGCAGGAAAUGGCUCGGCCCAACGGGUAACUGCUUCCUCCUUCAAGUGGCCCGUCUUUUCUGGAGAUUUUUUUUUGGCCGCCGCUGCGCGAGAGGCGUCGAGGAGUCAGCCACCGCGCGCGCUGAGGCGUCUUCAGGCGGGGACCCAAGAUGUCGGUGGCGUUUGCGGCCCCUCGGCAGCGGGGCAAAGGCGAGAUAACGCCGGCUGCUAUCCAGAAGAUGUUGGAUGAAAAUAAUCACCUGAUUCAGUGUAUAAUGGACUACCAGAAUAAAGGGAAAACUUUGGAAUGCUCUCAGUACCAGCAGUUGUUGCAUACAAAUCUGGUCUACUUAGCCACAAUAGCUGACUCCAAUCAAAACAUGCAAUCUAUACUGCCACCACCACCCACACAGAAUAUGCCAAUGGGUCCUGGAGGAAUGAAUCAGAGUGGCCCUCCCCCACCUCCACGUACUCACAAUAUGAGUUCAGAUGGUAUGGUAGGUGGGGGCCCUUCUGCUCCACACAUGCAGAACCAGAUGAACGGACAGAUGCCUGGACCUAACCAUAUGCCCAUACAGGGACCUGGACCAAGCCAACUUAGCAUGACAAACAACUCCAUGAGUAUACCUUCAAAUAAUCAUGGGUCAAUGGGGGCCUAUAAUCAUUCAGUGCCAUCUUCACAAAGUAUACCUGGACAGAGUCAGAUGACAAUAAGCCAAGGACAACCUAUGACCAGCUAUGGUCCCAGACCAAAUAUAAAUAUAAAUCAAGGUCCAAUGAUGCACCAGCAACCUCCAUCUCAACAGUACAAUAUACCCCAGGGAGGGGCACAACAUUAUCAGGGACAACAGCCACCAAUGGGAAUGAUAAGCCAAGUUAAUCAAGGAAACCAUAUGAUGGGACAGAGGCAGAUUCCUCCAUAUAGACCACCACAGCAAGGCCCACCACAGCAGUACUCAGGCCAGGAAGACUAUUAUGGGGACCAAUACAGUCAUGGUGGACAGGGUCCUCCAGAAGGCAUGAACCAGCAAUAUUACCCUGAUGGUCAUAGUGAUUACGGUUAUCAGCAACCGUCGUAUCCUGAACAAGGCUACGAUAGGCCUUAUGAGGAUUCCUCACAACAUUACUACGAAGGAGGUAACGCUCAGUAUGGCCAACAGCAAGAUGCAUACCAAGCCCCACCUCAACAACCAGGCUAUCAACAGCAACAAUACCCAGGUCAGCAGGGUUAUCCUGGACAACAGCAAGGUUAUGGUCCUUCCCAAAGUGCUCCAGGACCUCAGUAUUCCAAUUAUCCUCAAGGACAAGGUCAACAAUAUGGAGGAUAUAGACCUACGCAGCCUGGCCCUCCCCAGCCUCCUCAACAAAGGCCUUAUGGAUAUGACCAGAGCUGCUUGGCCCAAGAGCGGCAGUCGGCUUGCUUCUUCUCUUCAGUGAAGAGAGAAAGACAUGUGGAGGCUGAUGAACCGCCACUGCUGCACUCAACUGGGAACAGCCCAUAGGGCAAGAAGGGGGGGCAGUAUGGAAAUUACCAGCAGUGAAAACAUAAUUUUAAUAAGCAGUAUCUGUUAGCAGCCUCAUCGUCUCUUUGGCAUUGUCAACAUCUUUUGAAGAAAAUCUUCAAUUGCUUCUAAUUUUAGAAAGAAAAUGACAACCUCGCCUUGUUAAUAAAUGGCUGUAUUGGAGUAUAUUGCCUAUCUAGGUUAGCUUUUCUCAGCUAAUUAUAAACAAAUGUAAUUAUCCUUAUGGAAAAAUAUACAUCUGUACUCUAGAUGGCAAUAUUGGACAGAAAAUACACUCACAAACAAUUUGCAAUGAGCAUAGAACUGUAUAUCAAACAGUUGCAGACUGAAGUAUGUGAGCAGUACUGUAUGUUUAUGAAGGUUAAGGGAAUUUAGUAUUUUUCCAGAGAUUUUUUUGUAAGAGUAAAGGGAAAAUUUUUACAGCAGCAAUAUUUUAUAUAUUAUGUUUUUUUCAUGUGGAAUAUGCAAGGUAGUACACUACAAACUGGUAAGGUCGGAAACCCAAGUAGAGGAGAAAUACAAACUGCGAUAUGAGGAAUUUGUGGGUGUGUAUGCUGGCCUCAGUGUCGGAUGAGAAGCCAACCAUGUUUUUGACAGAUCCUGAUAUGAAGACUCUGUAUCCCAACUACUGAAAUGAUGGAAUUAUCAUGGAACAUAUUACCCGUCAUAUAAAGUAAUUUUAAUUUACUUGGUGGAAACCUGUAAAAUGGUUGUACCAUGGCAGUUCAUUUUACCUUUUCUUCCAGUAAGACAAAACAAUAUGAAUUUUUAAUGGCCUUGUAAUGGUUUCAAAUAAAUAAGAACUGUGAUCUUUUUUUGAUUGCAGUAGCAAUGACUUUGAAAAAGUAUUCAUUUAGCCUGACUUAAAUUUACAAAGUAUUUAUAAAAUUAUAGAUAGGUUAACAUGUAUUUUAUUUCACAAGUAUAUUUAACUUGUAGUACAAUAAUUACUAUGUAACAAAGAUAGUAUAGCAGCUUUUGUAAAACUUGUCUAAACUUUCUCAUUCAAGAGUUGAAUAUCUUUAAGAGAGAAUACAAUUGUGUAUAUGUCCAUGUUUGUAUUGGUUAUUAUGAGACCAAAAGUAAAAUUUAAUUUUUUUUAAAAUGUCAGUUUCCUGAUAAACUAUAAAUUCUGAACAAUCCCACAUUAGAGAAAUUUGCCAUCCAGAGCAAACAGAUUCAUCAGGGAAACCCUCCUAUUCUAUUUGAGGCGCAUUACUGAAUUUUGUGUUGCAGAAGCAUACCUAUAUUCAGACAGAUAUUUGAAAAUUUGCUAAUAAAAUCAGUUGUGUAUUGGUAUAUUUUGAUAGGAAAAUAGCAGGAAGUACCUGAAUUAAGACAUAAAAAUACAUUCCUCCAUAAUCCUAAAUAGAAUAGAAUAACAUGCUUAUAGAUUCAGUGCCAAUUUCCCACCACUGUGUACUUCAUUGCUGUUUAAAAUUGUAUUGCAUCAAUUCUUAACAGAAGAAUAAAUUAUUUGUGAUUUAAUAUCCUAA